Messenger RNA from Sesamum indicum (sesame), 894 nucleotides. RefSeq names its product CASP-like protein 1E2. Lineage: Eukaryota; Viridiplantae; Streptophyta; Magnoliopsida; Lamiales; Pedaliaceae. The record is from RefSeq and is a predicted model, not a curated record.
UGUACUUUUCCACCCUUUUUUUGGGUACAAAAUCGUCAUUAUAUAACUCGCUGCGACCUCCACAUAUUUUCCAACUCGAAAAUCGCAUUUCUUUUUUCUUGAAUAUUAAUUUUCACCAAAGAAAAAAAAAAAGAAAAGAAAAAGAAAUGGGAUCUCAAUUCAAGAACGGCGGUGAUGAGAUGAUUGAGAGUAGCAAAGAAUUAGCAGUGUCUGAAAAGAACAAAACGCGAGGAUGGGAUUUGCUUCUGAGGGUGGUGGCGGUGGCGUUCAGCUUAGCGGCGGCGGUGGUUCUUGGCCUUGAUAAGCAGACGGCGACGGUGGCAUUGACGCUGGUUCCGACGCUGCCGCCGGUGGAUAUUCCAGUCACCGCUAAGUGGCACUACUUGUCUGCCUCUGUGUACUUUGUGGUGGCAAACGCAGCAGCAUGUGCCUAUGCAGCCAUCUCAUUGCUCCUUCUAUCAGGUGGGAAAAGGAGGGUUGUUACGAUGAUCGUGGUUUUUGACCUAAUGAUAGUAGCGCUGCUCUUUUCUAGCUUGGGGGCCGUCGCUGCUGUUGGCGUUAUUAGUCUUAAGGGAAACGCGCACGUACAAUGGCAUAAGGUUUGCAGCGUGUUCGGUAAAUUUUGCAACCAGGGGGCGGCAGCUAUCGGCCUGUCCGGUGUUGCUUCGAUGGCGUUCUUGGUGUUGGUAUCCGUUGCAAUCUUGGAGCUGCACAGGAAGCGCUAGGUUAGUCUGUUGGACAUGCAUGGGCGAGAGUGAUGAGGUUAUUUAUGUAGUGAGAGUAAUUAAAACGGGUUUUUAAAUGUAACUAAGUAUAUAUCCUGCAAGUACUAAGCUAUUGUUGUUGCUAUUGUUAUUAUUAUUAUGGAUAAUUACAGUUGCACUCUUCUAUUUA